UUGAAAUCGAACCAUUGACCCGAAUGGACACCCAUGAGUCAAAUCCACUUACCUAUCAAAACUCUAUUUACCAAAACAUCUUCACUUCUACUAUCACACUGAGAGAGUGAGAGCAACCCGGCGUUCCAAAACCCCCAAUCCUCCGGCCUCCAUUUCAUCCCCCCUCUCAAACAAUCCCCAAACUUCACCACAAAAAAAAUCUUAACACCCACUUCAACUCCACCCCCCUAAAAGAAGCGGGAACCUUGAAAACCUCCAUUAAAAACAAUGGGAGCAAGCAGUGAACCAUCAUCAAUGAACCCAGAACCCUUCUCCUCCGACGACCAACAAAAACAACGCUCCGAAAUCUACACUUACGAAGCACCAUGGCACAUCUACUCCAUGAAUUGGAGCGUUCGUCGCGACAAAAAAUACCGUCUCGCAAUCGCCUCCCUCCUCGAACACUCCCAAAACCGCGUCGAAAUCGUUCAACUCGACGAUUCCACCGGCGAAAUCAAAGCUGACCCUUCUCUCUCCUUUGACCACCCUUACCCACCCACCAAAGCAAUCUUCAUACCCGACAAAGAUUGCUCCAAACCCGAUUAUCUCGCUACUUCCUCCGAUUACCUUCGAAUCUGGCACAUCAAUUCAGAUUCCAACUCUGUUGAGCUCAAAUCUCUUCUUAAUGGGAAUAAAAAUUCCGAGUAUUGUGGUCCUUUAACCUCGUUUGAUUGGAAUGAGGCUGAACCGCGUCGUAUUGGGACUUCUUCGAUUGAUACGACGUGUACGAUUUGGGAUAUUGAGAGGGAAACUGUUGAUACUCAAUUGAUUGCGCAUGAUAAGGAGGUUUAUGAUAUUGCUUGGGGCGGUGCUGGGGUUUUUGCGUCGGUUUCGGCUGAUGGGUCUGUUAGGGUUUUUGAUUUGAGGGAUAAAGAACAUUCGACUAUCAUUUACGAAAGUUCUGAGCCUGAUACUCCUUUGGUUAGACUAGGGUGGAAUAAGCAAGACCCUAGAUAUAUGGCUACUAUUAUAAUGAAUAGUCCUAAGGUUGUUGUGUUGGAUAUUCGGUUUCCGACGCUUCCGGUGGUGGAGUUGCAGAGGCAUCAAGCUAGUGCUAAUGCUAUUGCUUGGGCACCUCAUAGUUCUUGUCAUAUUUGUACUGCUGGUGAUGAUAUGCAGGCUUUGAUUUGGGACUUGUCUUCAAUGGGGCAGCCUGUGGAAGGUGGGUUGGACCCCAUUUUGGCGUACACGGCUGGGGCCGAGAUUGAGCAGCUUCAGUGGUCGUCGUCUCAGCCUGAUUGGGUUGCCAUAGCUUUCUCUAAUAAGCUUCAGAUUCUCAGGGUUUGAUUGGUAGAGUAGAAAAUUGAUUGGAGAUAAGUAUAGCAUAUAAUUAAUUGUUUAUGGAAGGAAAAAUUGUUAUUUGGUUGUUGCUAUUGUGUUUCUGUUGUGUUUUGUGCUUAAUAAUGUUGGCAUAGUAAGGUAGUGUUUAGGUUUGGAUGAUUAGUGACUAUGUUAUGAUGUUAUGUUUAGCAUAGUUAGUGAGUCUUUGAUGAAUUGUGUUCUGUUUGUUUGACUGUAUUGGAAAAAUAAAAGUAAAAAAAUGUGGUGUGAUGUUGCAGAACGAAAUUAUAGACUAAAAUAGGACAUCGAUAUUGUUGCUGAUUAUGUUUGGGAUUAGUAUACAUGUGACAUAGAAAGAAUGGCUGUCCUAGAAAUGAGUUGAAUUUAAACACGUUGAGGUGUGUUGUAAUGUUGAAGUUGGACUGAUGCUGAAAUCUGAAAGCAGUUGCAAAUU
Messenger RNA from Chenopodium quinoa (quinoa), 1774 nucleotides. RefSeq names its product WD repeat-containing protein LWD1-like. The record is from RefSeq and is a predicted model, not a curated record. The transcript has a single exon. The coding region runs from base 268 to 1326 and encodes 352 amino acids. NCBI's taxonomy places the organism in Eukaryota, Viridiplantae, Streptophyta, Magnoliopsida, Caryophyllales, Amaranthaceae. Gene Ontology annotation, cellular component: nucleus. Gene Ontology annotation, molecular function: protein binding.